This is a messenger RNA of Poecilia latipinna (sailfin molly), 2846 nucleotides long. RefSeq names its product lipid phosphate phosphatase-related protein type 5-like. The transcript has 6 exons. Gene Ontology annotation, biological process: phospholipid metabolic process; signal transduction; phospholipid dephosphorylation. The record is from RefSeq and is a predicted model, not a curated record. Gene Ontology annotation, molecular function: phosphatidate phosphatase activity. Gene Ontology annotation, cellular component: plasma membrane. Lineage: Eukaryota; Metazoa; Chordata; Actinopteri; Cyprinodontiformes; Poeciliidae. Bases 336 to 1268 code for a protein of 310 amino acids.
ACUGUUUCUACAAAUACACUCAGCUCAACAGUAGUAGGUUCGGUGAGUGCCAGCCCCAGAAAGGCUCUCCUCCUCCCGCCUUCCUCACUCUCACAUCAUCUCCGUCCAUCUCUGCCUUGUUUUCUUGCUCGUGCUGUUUUCAGAGCUGCUUUGAUGUUUUCUUUUGUCAGUCUAUGAAGCGAAAAAGCGUCAUUCUUACCCCCUUGUCCGUGUCGGAUAUAACCUCUUACUCUGCCUUCUACCGGGUCCGGGUUUCCUAUGCAUCUUCUCCCCGUGACUGAGGGGAGCAGGGACUCGGUUCUCCCCUCUUCAUCCCACUUCCUAACGCCGGGAUAAUGUUCUAUUUCCAGCUGGUGAUCAUGGCUGGGACGGUGCUGCUGGCUUACUACUUCGAGUACACGGACACCUUCCCCGUCCACAUCCAGGGCUUCUUCUGCUACGACAAGAGCUUCUCUAAGCCCUACCCCGGUCCGGACGACGCCAGCAAAAUCCCGCCGGUGCUCAUCUAUUCGCUCGUGACAGCCGUCCCUACGGUCACGAUCCUUGUUGGGGAACUUUGUGCGUUCUUUACCAAGACAGAGGGAACCCAGGAAAAGACCAUAGUCACCGCAGACUGCUGCUACUUCAACCCCCUGCUCAGGCGCAUCGUACGCUUCUUAGGAGUAUACGCCUUCGGCUUGUUCACCACUGCCAUUUUCGCCAACGCCGGCCAGGUGGUGACAGGAAACCAGACGCCUCAUUUCCUGUCCGCCUGCCGACCAAACUACACAGCGUUGGGCUGCCAGUCGACCAUGCAGUACAUCACCGAGCGCCGCGCCUGCACGGGCAACCCGCUGAUUGUCAUGUCUGCGCGUAAAUCCUUCCCGUCUAAGGACGCAGCGCUCAGCGUGUACUCUGCCUUGUACACUGUGAUGUAUGUGACAUUGGUGUUUAAAACCAAAGGCACCCGGCUCACCAAGCCCACCAUCAGCCUCACUCUGCUGUGCCUGGCCGUGCUGGUGGGAGUGGUGAGGGUCGCUGAGUACCGCAACCACUGGGCCGACGUGCUGGCUGGAUUCUUCACCGGUGGCGCCAUCGCUGUGUUCUUGGUAACUUGUGUCAUUAACAACUUCCAACAGUUUCAGCCAAGCCCGCCUCCGCUGCGACCCCAACGUCCUGAAUCCAUGCUGGGCAUGCCCAUGGUGACACUGCCUUGUGUGGAAAGUCCACUUGAAAAGUUAAGUGGCCCUCAGACUCCGCGGGACUCUCCGUUCACAGAGAUCACAUGACCAUCAGCCCUAUCGGUUCCCCGCCACCCCCGAUGUCCUCGUACCGUCUCGCUCCAUUUCCAGCGAAGUCUAGACCAGCCGGAGCAGCAGCACUCGCCACACUGCGCGGCCCACGGGUCGGGUCGGAGCACCAUGCUGCAUCGCUCCUAUUCCACGCAGGUCUAGACCCAGCGGACAUUAACCCCUCCCCCUCCACGCCCCAUAGACUUCCUUAAAUGCCGGGGAACCGAUAGGCAAACUAUUUCAGACUUCUUUCUUCUUAAAAUACUGUGAACAAUCAGCAGAGAGUCACCCAUCUCUCUUGAGUGAUUCAUUUUUACGUUCUUUUGUAUCGAAUCAGUCGCAAUGGAUUUCUCCGGCUUUGACUUAAGAGAGUUUUGUACCGCUAAGUUCACACCUGUGGAACAGGAGGCGGGAUCUGACAACCAGAACUGGGGGGAUGACCUCCGCCACAUUGGACCAAAGACACUCGCUGCAGGCAAUGUGUCAAACUCUGUUAAAAACACCUAUUUACCAAGCCACACACUCAAAAUAAUCACUAGCUGCGUUUCCAUUAACCACAUAAUUGCUCAAUUUGACAUUUCUGAAAAACUAAUUUUUCGAUGAAAGCGGCGCUACAUGCUAGUGAAUCAUGGGGUAUACUUAGAUUUGUCCAUGACUAUGUUAGCAAUCAAAUGAAUUUUAUUUCUUCAUAACAGUAUACCGCAAAUGUUUUUGAUUUUAAAGUCCCAUUUUAGGUUCUUAAUUGUUUAACAGCUUAAUACGUGUUGGUAUUUCAUCACUAUAACUUUUAAUAUCGUCAUCGCCUAAAGUCAUAUUUAGGCCAAAUUGAGAUAUCUGCGUAAUAGCGACCUCUUUACCCUGCUAACGUCAAAAUACAUUUGCUUAAUGGAAACAUGCUAAUUUUAAAAAAACUCGUUUUUCAAAAUGUUUUGGCACUAAAAUGAGGUGUUUUUUUUUGUGUGGAUAUUUUAAAACUAGUUUAAUUCGCAAAACUGCAAAAUACUUUUUUUCGUAUCGUUCAAGUCAUGAUCAACAGGAUGUCAUCAUUGGCUCAAACCAUGACGAAGACAACGGGAAGCAGUUGGAACUGAAACAUUGCAAGUGCAAUUUUGCUUGACAUUAGCGGAACAUUUGCAACGUUUUGUGUACGUUUGCAAUGGAAACGCAGCUGUAAGCACACAUGUUUUUUUUGUUUUUUUGUCUUCCUGCUCAUCUUAUCGAACACGCUUCUGACAUUUGGGUGGUCGCUCUGUACUGCAUGUGGUCCACCUCGAGCAAAUCACACUCGGCAGAAACAACCAACCAAAGUAGACAGGAGAAAAAAGCACAGAACCUUUCAGACGCUUGUCUUCUUUAGAGCUUUUUUUCCACCCUGAGACGGGUGAAAUUUUACCAAAUUCUAAUGGAAAAAGUAUCAGAGUUCUGACUGCAGCCAAAUUCAUGUUUUUUGUUGUUGUUGUUGUUGUUGUUCCUACAUGCUCUCUGAGAUUCUUGUUUGGUCGUUGUUCCGCUGGAUUUGGAACAUCGUUUUCCCAGGAAAAAAACAACAAAAAAAACAACCUUUUUUUCUCUUUU